Molecule: messenger RNA, 1390 nt
Organism: Rubroshorea leprosula
Lineage: Eukaryota; Viridiplantae; Streptophyta; Magnoliopsida; Malvales; Dipterocarpaceae
Source: the annotation of a GenBank genome assembly
UGGUGAGUUGAGGGGUUGAUUUGCCACCAGUUGGGGUUGAGGGGUUGAUUUGCCACCAGUUGGUGAGUUUAGGGGGUGAUCUGCACCUUCUGCCAAAUCAUUUCCCCUCCCUGACCCUAGGAACUCAAUUGAAAAUAAAAUAAGUUAGUGAUCUUAGAUUAAGGAAAAAAAAAAUCUUUGAGUGCUAAAAGUGCGGAUUUCUCAUUUACACUAAUAAAUAGACACAUGCCGGAUCUUGUCCCCAAGUGAGCUGUAGCUUUUUUGGGCGGAGAAGUUCCUUUGGGUGGCUAUCAGGCACAAUGUCACUGUUGGUGAUGAUAAGGAUUCAAAAUGGGGUUUUCUUAAAAUCAAGGGUAUCUAGUUUGCCGAGGCUGGAGGUUAAGAGGAUUAUCGAGUUGUAUAUGGUGAAAUCUGAAUCUGUUAGGGUGUCUAAGAUUCUGCCUGAUAUUGUAGAAACUAGAAUCUUUAGCAGCUUUUAUGUAUUUUGAUGCAAUUUUGGUACCCAAAAGCUGAGGAUGGUCUGUAGUUAACUGUUUACUGGUACCAAUUUCUUGUUUCUACCUAAUGACAUUAGAGGGUUUAUAUGGCCUUAGGAUUUAAGGCAUUGUUAUUAUGUAUAUCUGUAGUUCUUCAGGGGUCCAAUGGAACCCAUAGCUACACCUUUUUAUUUAGCCUUCAAUUAGUGACUAUUUGUUUCAUCUUUACAGUCGAUGUCAAGCAUGGAGUCGAUGUCAAGCAUGGAAAGAAGGAACAAGUAUUGCCAAAUGUGGAAAGAAGUAUUGUCUAUUGUGUGUGGAUGGUGUACUAGUUGCCUUGAGCUCCUCCGAGCAGAAAGAAAUUGCAAAGAUUAAUGAUUCAAAGUAGCAUUGCAGUGCAGAUGCUAUCAUAAUUUGCCUUCUAAAACUGGGAUGCUUGAUUUUUCUGUUGUGGAAGAUCAAUCUUUUGAGAAUGAGAGAGUGAAACAGAAGCUAAAUGAGCUCUGUCAAGAAAAUGCCGAAAUCUAUUUGUAGGUACAGCCUAUGCUCUUUUGUAGGUUUUAUGAUAAUAUCAAGAUGAAGGUGCUGUAAAUUAGCAGUUUCCUCUAUUAUCGUACAGGCUUAUAGCUAUUUGUGGCCACUGUCAUGCUGACUUCUGAAGGUUAAAUUCUUUUUUUUUUUUUUUAGAUAUUAUAAACUCACUAACAAUGUUUGCCCAAAAAACCUCAUUAGGAAUGUUCUUAGAAUGUUCUGUUUUCAAAGUUACCUAGUAUGAAGGAUAGAACAAUGAGAUGGGUAAGUCUAAGCUUCAUGCUAGAAGGCUCAUGUUAAGAAGGUUACAUAUUCUAAAUUCCUUUUUCUCAUUGAAGUAUGUUUAGUUCUUCGUUGAAUCUGAAUAACUAGUUUAUAUCCAA